Molecule: messenger RNA, 954 nt
Organism: Pteronotus mesoamericanus
Lineage: Eukaryota; Metazoa; Chordata; Mammalia; Chiroptera; Mormoopidae
Product: olfactory receptor 51A4-like
Exons: 1
Coding region: 1-954 (317 amino acids)
Biological process (GO): G protein-coupled receptor signaling pathway
Cellular component (GO): plasma membrane
Molecular function (GO): olfactory receptor activity; G protein-coupled receptor activity
Source: RefSeq, a predicted model, not a curated record
AUGGGGUUUAUAAACAAUAGCUGGUUCCAGCCACCCACUCUUCUUCUAAUAGGCAUUCCUGGACUGGAGGCUGUACAAAUAUGGAUCUCUAUCCCACUGUGUGCCAUGUAUGCAAUUGCCCUCCUAGGGAACUGUAUCAUUCUCUUUGUUAUCAAAACCACCUUUAGUCUUCAUGAGCCUCAGUAUAUCUUUCUGUCUAUGCUGGCAGCAACAGAUGUGGGUCUGUCUUUAUCAACUCUACCUACAGUACUCAAUGUCUUCCUCCUAAAUCACAGAGAGAUUGAAUUCCACUCUUGCCUAACACAGAUGUUCUUCAUCCAUACCUUCUCCUCCAUGGAGUCAGCCAUCCUACUGGCCAUGGCAUUUGAUCGAAUUGUAGCUAUUCGAAACCCACUACACUACACCGUGGUCUUAACCCCUCCUCUGAUUAUUGGGAUGGGGCUGGCAGCCCUGGUUAGGGGUGUAGUGUUAAUGGCACCAUUGCCAAUCCUGCUCAAACGAUUGUCCUUCUGCAAAGAUGUUAAUUUAUCUCAUUGUUACUGUUAUCACCCUGAUGUUAUGAAGCUGGCCUGUGGCCCUGUCAGAGUCAACAUCAUCUACGGGUUGUUCCUUGUCCUCUGCUCCUUUGGAGUUGACUUUAUCUUCAUUGUCAUUUCAUACAUCUUGAUUCUGAAAACAGUGCUGGGUGUUUCCUCGGAAGAUGGCCAGCUCAAGGCGCUUAACACUUGUGUUUCCCACAUUUUCACUGUAUGCAUUUUUUAUGUGCCACUUAUUGUGCUGGCUGUAAUUCACAGGUUUGGUACAUUCACAUCUCCUCUUCUACAUGUCACCAUGGCCAACCUUUUCCUCUUCUUGACUCCGGUCCUUAACCCCUUAAUUUAUAGCUUAAAAACUAAACAGAUAAGGUCUGCAAUACACAAGAUAUUUAAGGGCAGGAGAAACUGGCUCAAAUAG